ACAUCAUGUAUCAAACAGAGUUGUAAAGGCUCUUUUAAUCAGUCCUUUGGUCCCUUUGUUGUCACAAAUGAGUCAGUGUCAAGAAAAACAUUUUAAGGAAGUAGUUUUGGCAGAAACAGGAAACUCAACGCUGCAGUUUAUGUACCAAGACAAACUGAAACACUGAAUAGAUAUGUGAAACAACCUCAACAAAGAAGACUGGAAAUAUCACAAGAUAAGAUCACAAGAUGGAAGCUCAACAAGUGUGGCAUCUUUCUAUGGUGUCGACCUGGAUGAUUGUCUUUUUCUUCAUUUCUGUAUGCUCAGGAAUGAACACACUGAAACUCAGGCUGGAAAGCACAGUCUUUGUGGCCUUCACAGACGAAGAGAUCAACAUUACUUGUACGUUGGAGUUACCAGCAAACCAAAGCAGUGACAUCUUGACGUGCUCCAAUCCUCUCCAAAAUCAGAUUUAUAUCUGUGACGUCUCUGAGACAACCGACCAGACACAAAGUGUCAAACUGACGUUGGAGCUGAAAAACCUGAGAAUGUCAGGAGAAUACAGUUGCCAAUAUAAAACAGCCAAGGUGUACUGGUUUCUUCGAGUAAGAGGUGACGGCUACAGGGAUCUCGUAAUGUUGGAUAACACAGAAUUAAUCAUAGUGUCUGUCUUCACUGGUGUGCUGCUGGUUUUCAGUGUGGUUGGCUCAGUGUGUGUCUUCAGAGGACAUGGGAAGAAAUGCACCACUGAACGCGGCAACACCGGUAGAAAACGAAAGCAGAACAGAGAAGAAAUGAAGGAGACAGAGAUGGAGGAAGACAACAUGGAUGAAAUAACAGCUCCAUCAAUGUCUUUUUAUGCUAGUCUGGAGACUCGACCCAGGUCCAUUUAUGAUGUGCUGGAUCACUCAGCUGCCAACAGAGGGCCAGACCAAAGCAAAGCUAAACCAAAGAAGAGGGAACCCAACGUAACGAUGGCAAUACCCACACAAGACCAGGAUGAAGGUGUAUUUGAGUCAGUCUAUGAAAAUUUUUGAAUCAGAAAUAAACUUGUUUCACCAGGUUGUGAUAUUUAUAUAAGUGGCUGAGAUGACCUCAGUUUGCUUUGCUGUGUCGUUGUCACCUGUCAUAAUAAUAAUAAUAAUAAUCUUCUAUCUUGUUUUUUUUUUUUUUAUUUGUUAAAUACCAAAGUAGGCCUAUUAUCAGCAAAAUACACCCAAAGAACAAAAGCAAAAGUAGGCUAGGCUACUCAUCAUGCGGGGAAAAUGGCCUCUAUUUGUGUUACAUUAUAAUGUUUUAUAUUCUUUAUAUGGAUGCAUUGAUAUUGUAAUGUUGUAGCUGGUUGCAGUAAAACUAAUAUAAACUAUGUUAUUUACUGUUGUGAGGUCAGAUUUACUGUAUAAACAUGCCUCAUAGAUUCAAAAUAUGAUUUUGAAAUGAACUAGUAGGCUAACUUUGCUUGUCAAAUAAAUGUAGGGGAGUAAAAUGUAAAAUAAAAAGAACAAAAAAGU
Molecule: messenger RNA, 1490 nt
Organism: Etheostoma spectabile (orangethroat darter)
Lineage: Eukaryota; Metazoa; Chordata; Actinopteri; Perciformes; Percidae
Gene: nfam1
Product: NFAT activating protein with ITAM motif 1
Exons: 6
Coding region: 228-1016 (262 amino acids)
Biological process (GO): regulation of B cell differentiation; positive regulation of cytokine production; B cell receptor signaling pathway
Cellular component (GO): membrane raft
Molecular function (GO): transmembrane signaling receptor activity
Source: RefSeq, a predicted model, not a curated record